Molecule: messenger RNA, 428 nt
Organism: Prorocentrum cordatum
Lineage: Eukaryota; Dinophyceae; Prorocentrales; Prorocentraceae
Source: the annotation of a GenBank genome assembly
GACGGAGGCGUGAAGUUCCGCAUUCGCAUGCGCAACAUGUCGACUUGGGGCCCUUCGGCAAAGCAGCUACUGAAGCGACCUUACGACGCGACCAUCAUCCAGGAAGCUCGCGUGAACAUGUCGGAUACGAACGACGUGUUGGUGGAGUUCGAUAAAGCGGGCUACAAGGGCAUGGUUUGCCCUGCUGGUGCUGAAUCGGCACAUUUCACUUCGAAGGCAGGUGGAGUAGCUGUGGGAGUCUCAAAGAUAUGGGCACCUUGGUCUUCACGACAUCUGGCCUCGAACACGGGCGACUUACCAGGCAAGAGAGCCGACAAACACAAGAAGGACCAUAACAUCACUACGGGCGUUCGGUUCAAAGGCUCGGUUGGGAUGCAGGUACUCUUGAAGGACGCGCACAUCGCGAUCCUUGGCGGCUACCUCUACAA